Molecule: messenger RNA, 5136 nt
Organism: Nothobranchius furzeri (turquoise killifish)
Lineage: Eukaryota; Metazoa; Chordata; Actinopteri; Cyprinodontiformes; Nothobranchiidae
Product: gastrula zinc finger protein XlCGF57.1-like
Biological process (GO): regulation of gene expression
Cellular component (GO): nucleus
Source: RefSeq, a predicted model, not a curated record
GGUGGCGGUAGUGCACCUUUACGUUGGUUGUACAGAAGAAGAAGAAACCCGGAAGCUGCUAGCAGCGCUAGCUUGUUGUUGUUCUGGUGUGUGAGGUGAAUGAAUAUUUGAGUCUCUGGGAGAGUUGAUCGGCUAAAGCGACUAACUGCUGCUGCUGCAGAAAUCUUCUCACCAGGCUGUGGAAACUUUCUUCUCCUCCUCAACAACUUGGUGGACUUCUUUCCAGAACCAGAGAAGAUAUUCUGCGGUCUUCGUGACAAUCGGAGCUCCAGAAGCAGCUGUUAGCUAAACACGGCUAAAGAAAACCUGCUACCACUUAAGGAUCAUCCAUCAGCUGGGACUGCUUCAUCAGCAUGGACACAGAUGUUCUCCAGAUGGUUAAAGAAGAAGCUCCUGAAGAUCAGAGUGCUGGUGUGGACCAGCAGCACCCAGAACAGUUCCACAUAAAGGAGGAACAGGAGGAACUCUGGACCAGUCUGGAAGGAGAGCAGCUCCUUUUGAAGAAGGAGACUAAUUCUGCCAGGUUUCCAUUCAUAUCAGGUUCUAUAAAAAGUGAGGAUGAUGAAGACAAACCUCUGGUCUUACAUCUUCUUUAUCAGCAGCAAAUAGAGGACAGAGAUGUUCCAACCAACAGCUCAGCUGACCAGACAACAGCAGAAACUGGCAGAGAAGCAGAAUCUAGCAGGAACCCAGUUCUGAACCCCGAUGAACACAUAUCUGAUUCUUCAGAGACUGAAGUUAGUGGAGAUGAUGUGAAUCUAAAUGUUGAGCUAUUAGACUCUAGUUCUGAAACUGGAGAUGGAGACACUGACUGCAAUGAUAGCAGGUCUUCUGAGUCAGAUAUUAAGACUGUCAACAAAUCCUUUUGCUGCCUCGAGUGUGGUAAAGAGUUUCUCCACAAGUGGUCUCUCCAGAGACAUGAAAGAGUGACGAGCCAUUCAGCAAUAAGAUCUUCAGGAUGUGUGGUUAAUAAGAAAAAUGUUAGAGUAAAGCAACAUGUAGACUUUUGCAGGAAAGUCCAGAAUGAACCAAAAACAUUUAGUUGUGACAUUUGUCACAAUCAUAAUAAAAGUUUAAACAGACACAUGAGAGUCCACACAAGAGAGAAACCCUUUGCCUGUGAGCUCUGUGAACAAAGAUUUAGUCGUAAAUUCACAUUAAACCGUCACUUGAGAGUCCACACAGGACAGAAACCGUUUGCGUGUGAGCUCUGUGAACAAAGAUUUAGUCGUAAAUUCACAUUAAACCGUCACAUGAGAGUCCACACUGGACAGAAACUGUUUGCGUGUGAACUCUGUGGAAAAAGCUUUACUCUAAAGGAAAAUUUGAACUCUCACAUGAGAGUCCACACAGGACAGAAACCCUUUGUGUGUGAGCUCUGUGAACAAAGAUUUAGUCAAAAAUCAAUAUUGAACACUCACAUGAGAGUCCACACAGGACAGAAACCAUUUGCGUGUGAACUCUGUGGAAAAAGCUUUACUCUAAAGGGAAAUUUGAACACUCACAUGAGAGUCCACACAGGACAAAAACCCUUUGUGUGUGAGCUCUGUGGACAAAGAUUUAGUUUUAAGCAAACAUUAAACACUCACAUGAGAAUCCACACAAGAGAGAAACCCUUUGUGUGUGAGCUCUGUGAACAAAGAUUUAGGCAAAAAUCAACAUUAAACAGUCACAUGAGAAUCCACACAGGACAGAAACCGUUUGCGUGUGAACUCUGUGGAAAAAGCUUUACUCUAAAGACACAUUUGAACACUCACAUGAGAGUCCACACAGGACAGAAACCGUUUGUGUGUGAACUCUGUGGGAAAAGCUUUAAUCGAAGGACAAAUUUGAACACUCAUAUGAGAGUCCACACACGACGGAAACUCUUUGCCUGUGAGUUAUGUGGACAAAGAUUUAGCUAUAAGAAAAACUUAAACAGUCACAUGAGAGUCCACACAGGACAGAAACUCUUUGCCUGUGAGUUAUGUGGACAAAGAUUUAGCCAUAAGAAAAACUUAAACAGUCACAUGAGAGUCCACAAAGGACAUUACAAAUAAAUUUAAAGUGCACUUUUACUGAUAAACGUAUAAGUACGUGACUAAAAAUGCUGUAGACAAGUGAGGUCAUUAUUUUGGCAUUUUUGUGCAUCUUAUGUAACCCUCCCACUUUCCCUUGAGGUCCAUGAGGCAGGGGUGAGGAGUGAGCACCACCUCACCCCUGCCACGUGGACCUCAAGGGAUGAACCAUCAACCCUGCUCAAUGGUCACCUUUCCUCGCGGGGUCACCCAUUAGGACAGUGGGAGGGUUAGAAUGUAAACAUUCAGCUUGAAACUGCUCAUUCUCCUCUGACCUCUAGCAUCAACAAGGCAUAUUCGCCCACAGGACUGCCGCAUACUGGAUGUUUUUCCCUUUUCACACCGUUCUUUGUAAACCCUAGAAAUGGUUGUGUGUCCAGACACACAGGAAAAGUAAAGGAAUCCUAUACCUGGAACACAUAAAUAAAGGAUUGGGCUUCAUCCCAUUUAAUAGAAUAGUCUCCCAAUUUGGAAUAGAUAAGAAUAGCUUUUUAGAAUAUCACCAAAUUAAAUCAAUAGUUAAACAAAAAUGUAAGUGUAAUAAGUAGAAUUACAAACACCACCAAGGGUACUAGACUUCUGUAAUCUCAAACACCCCAAACUACAGUCCAAAAUUUAUAAGACACUGUCCAAAAUAGAUGAUAGAAUAGCAAUCCCUAUUGAAAAAUGGGAGGUGGGUCUAUCAAUCAGCUUUGACCAGAACUUCUGGUCCCAAACUUGUUUAAAAACUUUUAAAAUGAUCAGACACCCCAAUUUACAAUUAAUUCAAUUCAAAAUGCUGCAGAGUACACUAUACAGGUCAUCGGAUGUUCAGGAUGGGGUUUGUGUCGUCUGACACCUGUACACACUGCACACACAACAUUCCUGACAAUUACAUCCAUGCACUGUGGUCCUGUCCACCUGUCCAGGAAUUUCGAGGUAGAGUAUGUGAAGAUCUGUCAAAUUGUCUGAAAUGUCAUAUCCCAACUUCCCCCUCUCUUUGUUUGCUGGGAAACCUGGACGAUGUCCCGAUUGAAACAUCUUUGGUUCACGUGGUUCUGACUGCCAUAUGCAUCGCUAAGAAAACUAUCCUCACGAACUGGAAAAAUAAAGAUACUCUUUGCAUUAACCAGUAUAGAAAUAUUUUGUUGGAUCACAUUAUACUUGAUAUAGCCUCUGCUUCCACCUCAAAUCAAUCUCUCUGGGCUCUUUUGAUCACAUAGCAGUGAUGGGGGGUCAUUGAUAUUGUCCUGCGGGAUGAUGUGGGUGAUAGGGUGGAGGGUUUGAGUUUGGAGUGGGUCUGGGGCUGAGGGGCUGCUGCCCUGCUCUGGAGGUGCUUGGGUUGCCUCAGGGGGUGGACUACUAGCGGUUGUGAGUGGGGCCCCUUGUGGCAUCUUGGCGGUGGCCGUGGUUUGCUGCCUGGUGGCUGCAUUGCUCCUGAGUGAGUCUGGGUGGGGGCGACCCCGUGUGGGGAUCUGGGCGGGGCCGUGGGUCCUGAGUGUGGGGCAUUUUGGGAACAGAGGUGCCUAUUCAGGCGUGGGAAUGAACUGCACAACCAACUGGCCAGCUGGGCCGAUGGGUCAGAAAAGUUACCGGCCCCGCUGAGAAUCUACCGGCCCAGCAGGUCAUCUGCUAAGAUGAGUAAAAAUCACUGAAAAAGACAACAAAAACAAAAUAAAAAUGGAAAGGUGAGUUUUUUCAAACAGACAUUUUAAGAAAAAAAAAAAAGAAAAUAAUGAAAGAAGCAAAAGAUGGCAGCUAAAAAUACUAAAGAAUUUUUUUAAGAUUUAAAAAAUGCUGAUGACUUACUAUGCAAAUCACAAAUGGCUGCUUCCUACAGGGCUUUGCUCUUUCUUUUUAUUAUGUAGAAGUGCAACAUUUUCUGUUCAAUUUGAGACUUGCUAUAAACGCAGGAGUUACAAGAGUUGGCAGGAGUAUUGGAGCAGGUGUAGCGCCCAGCAAUGGUCAGUUUAGGUACAGCCUGACCUUUUACCAUCUAUUCAACAUCUGGUCAGAAAGAAGACACAACAUUGCAGGACUUUGUUUUAUGAGGCUAUGGCUAUUGUUAAUAGUCGUCCCUUAACUGUUUACAACAUUAACGAACCUAACGUACCUGAACCACUCACUCCUUAUCGUCUUAUCCUUAUGAAGUCUAAAAUCGCUUUACCACCACCUGGAACUUUUUUCAAAGAAGACGUGUAUGCACUUCAAAGGUGGCGUGGAGUACAGUUUCUUGUAGAACAAUUCUGGAGCAGAUGGAAAAGAGAAUAUCUCAGUAACCUCUCUCAGACAAAAAUGGCACAAACUGCGCCGCAAUGUAAAGGUGGAUGACAUAGUCCUUGUUAAAGAUGAUGUACUUCCAAGAUGUCAGUGGCAACUGGGUCGUGUGAUUGGCACUGCAGAGGGAAAAGACGGAAUAGUCCGAAGAGUUAAGGUUCAGAUGGGAAACCGAGGUCUGAAUGAUAGACAGAACCGUGUGUCCGUUCUUGAACGUCCUGUACAAAAACUGGUUGUGUUAGUUGAGAGUUAAGUUUUUGCUUUUUGUUUUUAAUUAGGAAGUAAAAUACAGUACUGUUAACUGCCAUUUGUCUACUUUAAAAUCAUGUGAAGUAUUUUUUGCAUAAAUCAUGAUUUGGUGGGAGUGUAAAUGGGCUGCGAGCAGGUGGAUUGUCAACGUCACUCAUUCAAUUGCAUAUAAGUGCGCGUUAACCCGGAUGUGGACGUGGCGUUGGCAUUCCACCUGGCUUGGCGUGUUGCAGCAGACCAAACUUCCACGUAAGUGCGGGUAUUUUGACUAAAAUUGAUUAAAUAAGAACGUGUCGCCCUAACAAAUGCUUGUACAUUUAGUCUAUGGUCUUGCUGUGCCAAGCCUCUACGUGACAUUACUUUGAUUGCACCCCAUGGCAAGAGGAGCAAGGUAUUUGUUCUUUGUUUCUGUUUGUUGCUCCUGAUUGUCAGCGAUUGUCUUUAAUUUGUUUGUAAAUUAUGUAUUUUCAGUUUUCACGGUGUUUGCACAGUGACCGGCACCAGGUGCUCGGUGCGAUUCUGGGAAUGAGAUGUGUGCAUCUACAGCCUGACGCAAAUAAAAAGUUACACCCGU